AUGGGAAAUUGCUGGCCCUUCAGGCUUAUUGUUAUGGUGGCAAUUUUGGCUGUAUCAAUCUCAUUUAAAUCAGCCAAUUCAGACCCACAAACCACUUUGCUGAAUAAAGGAUGCAGAACAACGUAUCGUGCUGAUAACGUCACGAAUUUCUACAUCAAUUUUAAUGAGACUUUAGCUGAUAUUAGAAACCAGCUGAUAUCCAAAGAUAACAAGCAUUUUGCCACAGCACAGAAACUUUGGACUUCAAACACGGUUUUCGUGUUGUUCCAAUGCAGGGAAUACCUCUCUACAGCUGAUUGUGUUUCUUGUUUCGACACUGCGGCUUCCCCGGCCCAAGAAUGCUAUCCUUAUGAUGGAAUUCUUUUCUUGUAUGAUGGUUGCUACCUCAGGCAGGAGGCUUCGUUUUUCUUUGACCAGGCUACUCAGUCAGGAAACGGUCAGACUUGCGGCAAUCAAACAGCAUCACAGCCAACUGUUUUUCAAACUCAGGCUCAAGCAUUGCUACAGGAUCUUAAACGCGCAGCGCCACGAAUCAAAGGAUUCUUUGCUGCAUCAAAGAGGCAAUUCAGCAAUGGCAGUGAUGCAGUUUACGCGGUGGCUCAAUGUACAGAAACAAUCAGCCCGAGUGGAUGUGAAUUCUGCUUGAAGCUGGUAUAUUUCUAUAUAGAUAUCUGUUUACCAAAUAUAGAUGGAAGAGGUUUUGAUGCAGGCUGUUUUAUGAGGUUUUCAGCUAAUCCUUUCUUUGCCGAUAACCAGACAACCAACAUCAAUCCUUAUUUAGGAGUAGGAGGAGGAAGCUCAAACAGAACAAAAACAAUUAUACUAGGAGCUGUUGGCGUUGGCCUUUUCCUACUUAUACUAGCUUUAUUGUUAUGGUAUCAACUCUGCACAAAACCGAAGAAAGUUGAGAAGAGAAAUAUUUUUGGUACAACAGAGCUACGCGGUCAUAUGAUCUACGACUACAAGACUUUGAAAUCCGCAACCAGAAAUUUCCUUGAAGAAAAUAAACUUGGCGAAGGCGGUUUUAGUGAGGUUUACAAGCGCACAAUGGGAAAUGGUAAGGUGGUUGCUGUCAAGAAGCUAAACAUAACUUCUGGAAAGGCAAAAUCAGAGUUUGUUAAUGAAGUCAAGCUUAUUAGCAAUGUUCACCAUCGAAAUCUUGUGCGCCUAUUAGCAUAUGCUACCAAAGGAGCAGAGCUGCUCCUUGUAUAUGAAUACUUGGCGAACGGAAGCUUGGAUAGAUUUUUAUAUGUCAUAUUCUCACUUCCAUUUCUAUCUGUCCCUGGAAAUGUUUUUGAUAUUCAUGGACUCGCGUAUUUGCACGAAAAAUAUUAUGUCUGCAUCAUUCAUCGUGAUAUUAAGUCCAGCAAUAUCUUACUAGAUGAUGAUUUUCAGCCGAAGAUUGCUGAUUUUGGACUGGCAAAACUUUUGCCUGGAGAUAGGACUCAUUUAAGCACCGGAUUUGCUGGUACCUUGGGAUAUGUAGCACCAAAAUAUGUAGUUCAUGGACAUUUGUCUGAGAAAGCUGACACUUACGGCUUUGGCAUUGUGAUCCUUGAAAUAAUCAGCGGCCAAAGAAGCAAUAACACGACGGUUGCACCUGUUAGCGAGUCCCUUCUCGAUCAGGUAAAUUUCAAGCAGAGUUGA
Molecule: messenger RNA, 1647 nt
Organism: Oldenlandia corymbosa var. corymbosa
Lineage: Eukaryota; Viridiplantae; Streptophyta; Magnoliopsida; Gentianales; Rubiaceae
Source: the annotation of a GenBank genome assembly